This is a messenger RNA of Diaporthe citri, 3021 nucleotides long. RefSeq lists its product as uncharacterized. Bases 1 to 3021 code for a protein of 1006 amino acids. Gene Ontology annotation, biological process: peptidyl-serine phosphorylation; peptidyl-threonine phosphorylation. Lineage: Eukaryota; Fungi; Ascomycota; Sordariomycetes; Diaporthales; Diaporthaceae. Gene Ontology annotation, molecular function: protein serine/threonine kinase activity; ATP binding. The record is from RefSeq and is a predicted model, not a curated record. The transcript is spliced from 5 exons.
AUGGCACCAUUCAUUGACGAUUCGAUGAGCUCUAAGAGGCCAAGCAUGCUUCUCUUGGAUACCCGCGUUUCAUUUAGCGACUUGCCUCCAAGUUCGUCGGUCCAAAAGCCGGGAACCGAGUUGGCUUCCAACAGCCAAGUUGACGACCUCGGCAACGGUAAACACCUGGAGCAGCAGGAAGACUCGGAAGAUUUGGACUCGGGAGCUACGGGAUCGUCUCAGCCGCCGGCCGACAUUCUGGUCGCAAAAACAGGCACCAGGUUCAAAUCAGAAGGCGACUCUCGACCAAUGCCCGGGGACUCGGAUGCGCCCGCCGAAUCACAGCCCUCCUCAACCGGAUACGACGAGAGUCUUCUAGAGACAGCAAUUCCCGAGACCCAAGACACAACACUCACCGAAUGUACAGGGAGUCUGGGGGACGAGCUUCGCGAGGCAUACUGCGACACGGAGAGUAAACAGCGCAGCGACUUCUUACCAAUUGAUGCGCUCGACCGGAUCGUCACCGAAGACCGUGUCAAAGAGGAGAUUGGAAAGCUCUCGGGCUGCUCAAGAAAGAACUUGAACCACGAUGUGCAACAAGUCUUGGGCGCCGCUUCAACGAUUCCAGGCCAGACAACAUCGCGGAAGAAGAUAUUUGCUAUCCUGGCCCUGAUUGAUAAGUUGGACGCGAUCUGGGAUUUCGUAACGGAAGGCAUCUACGACGUCCAUUUACCUUUCGAGAAGGAAAAGGCGCAAAGCCCAGGUGGACACGAAAAGUGGAAUGUCCAUAUCCCUAUCUUCUUUCUCAACACCAAGAAAGACCCUAAGGUUCGCCAUUACCCUCUCCAGGAGAGUGUAGUUCUUCCUUUCAUCGAAGACGAUGAAGUCAAACAAGGCGGCAAAAUGGGUGGUUUUGCGGACGUGUGGAGAAUCAAAUUCCAUCCAUCUCAUCACAAUCAAGGGGUUCUUGCUUCAGGCAAACGCGAAAAUCCAUCAUUCGCCAUCAAACGACUGCGUUACAUGGACGAAAAAGCCUUCCGCAAGGAGGUCCAAAAUCUGAAAAGGUUCAGCACCCGCGACUAUCUGCACCUCAUAAAGCUCCUGGGAACGUAUGAAUGGCGUCACCAGUACUACCUAGUUUUUCCUUGGGCCGAUGGCAACCUAUUGGACUUCUGGGAAAAGCACCCAGAGCCACUGGCCCCCAAGCGCGAUAUCAACACAGCUCUCUGGUUCUCCAAGCAGUGUCUUGGGCUCGUGGAAGGGAUGAAGAUGAUUCACACGUGGGACACGCCUGAUGUAGACGGACAGCACAACAUGUUCUCUUUCCCGACCCACCAAAUCUACGGUCUGCACGGCGACCUGAAACCGGAAAAUAUCUUGUGGUUCAAGCAAUAUGAGACUCACACAGAGCAAAGCUCGUCAUCGAUGGGACAUUUCAAGAUAUCUGACUUUGGGUUGAGCCACUUCCAUGGAACAAAAUCCGUUGCAGACAUUGAUGCCAAGGACAUGGGAUUUUCGCCGACCUACCGAGCUCCAGAGAGAGACGUGAAAGGCAAGGUAGCACAAAGCUACGACGUGUGGUCUCUUGCUUGUGUUCUCCUCGAGUUUGCAAGCUGGUACUUGGGCGGGUACGAGGAGGUGAAGACUUUCAGCCAAAAGAGGGUGAAAGAAGACAUGCAGUAUGACGGCGGGUACAGACAAGAUCGGUUCUUCAACUUCAUGAGAGCCUCACAGGGAGUGUCAGAUGAGGUGCAGGCCAGGGCACAGAUAUGUGCCAUUGAGAAGGUCUCCGUGGUCCAGGAGUUUGAGAGACUAUACGACGACCCUCACUGUUCCGACUACCUCCUCGACUUUCUCAAGCUCAUUCAAAAGAACCUCCUCCGCUUAGGGCCAGAGAAGAGGAGCGACUGUACCGAAAUACUGGAAAGCCUGCAAAAGUUUGACGAUACCUUGCAGAAAGACCCAAGCUACGGUAUCAACCGGGUACAAAAUCCGCCUUCUCGGUCGCCGACGUUGGACUCAGUCUUGAUGGAAGGAGAUAUUUCUGCGGAGUUCAAGAAGCAGAUUCGCAAGAAUCUUCCAAGGAGAAGUCUUUCCUGGGACCGAGAAACACCCUCCAUACCCGGUGUGCUCUCAUCGCCUAGCUCGAGUCACAUCAACCUCGUCUCAAGCGCGCGGCGAGACUCUCGUACCUCAUCACCGGAACGUAAAGCGAACUUCCGCUUGUCAAAAGAAUUGACCACUGUACAAGAAUCGCCCGGAGGCCAGGCACAUGAAGAUCCUGGCAAAGAGCAGCACUCACACCCAGGUGGGCAGGCAACAUUGACUGAAGACACCGCACAGACAGAUGAGGAUCACAAACUAUCGACGGCGAACGCUGCAGGUCUCAAUAUCACCUGCGGCGAAGCAUCGCGUCUCAGACUCGGGGAAGAGCAGCAGCAGCGUCCGUCUGAUACCGAGAACACCCAGCAGAUUCGCGCAGUCGACAACGCAGCCGCAGAAGUCGCGUCCACUGAACGCGCUUUAGGCGCGGGCUCCGACGAAGACGAAGCCUCCGGCAAAAAUCCACCAUCAAAGCCCGACUGCGUAACAAAUGCGGAAGAACAAGCAAAGAGGGACGAUGGUGAGGCACCACAGCCUGCGAUGGACGCUACUGCAUUGCCCGAAGCGAAUGGGGCCAGCCAGCCUGCUCAUCCGACCAAAGACAACGAUGAUGAACAUCAAGUCUCAUCCAGCGAUGUGCCUCAAGGCGUUGAGCUUGUUGAACACCUCAAGGUACCACUUGGAGGAGCAGAGGGGAGAUUUUCCUCAGAGUCGACAACUCUGUUUCAAGAUACGUCUGAUGUCGGGAAGGAAGAUGCUCGUAGCCGUCGUACGCGCAACUCAUCUCGGACGGGCAGCCAUGGCAGGGAAAAGAUGGCAAAACAAAUUGGAAAUGAAGGGAGUGUUAUUGAGGCCUCGAUCAUGAAAUCGACCUCGGACGAGAAGGCUGGGAGGAGGCGGUUUAAGUUCUUGUUUAAGAAGAUACCCUGUUUCAAUUAG